UCCACGCAGAGAGGAAGGGCAUGACAUGGAGCUAAACCUGCCUAUGUACACUUAUAUAUGCGUGUUAGCGUGUACAAAAGGGUAGAGCGAUUUAUUUUUUUGGUAUUCAUAAAAAGCCUCCACAUGGCGUUAAUCCUGUUUACCAGAACUCGGGCACCUUUAAUGAAAACAUCCCGGUCUCUAAAGAAAGAUUUCCAGAAAGGCAAAGGCAAACUACAAGAUGGUGCCUGUUUCAACUGCACAGCGCUCAGACUCUCCAGUCAAAAACUUGAUGGGCUCCGACUGGGCAGCUUGGGUCAGAUCUCUUCAUUCGGCCCUUCACUCCACUUGACAGAUGGAUCUGUGGGCCCCUGCCCGAACCUGGAGUCACAGCGGCUUUUCUGCGCUUUUGUGUUGGGGGCCUCCCCUUCCCCGUACCCCUCCAUCACAAUGGGGCCCCAGUGGACGAGAGCGCGGCGUCAGGACAUCCCCGGCGUUAGGUGGAUACACACCUCCAGGAGGCGAUGGGACGACUCUAAGGUGGAGAAGUCGCUGCGUUCGUUAAAGGACAAGACGAAGAAGCUGGAGGAAGGGGGGCCGGUGUACAGCCCCACGCUGGACGCCACGCCCGUAAGACGGACGGUCCGACAGUGGCUCAUAGAAGAAAUUAGGCACUACUACCACGGAUUCAAGCUGCUGUGGAUUGACACCACCAUUGCUGGGAGAAUGCUGUGGAGGGUGCUGAAUGGACACCCGCUGUCCCGCCGUGAGAGGAGACAGUUCCUCAGAACGUGCGCAGACGUCUUCAGACUCCUUCCCUUCCUGGUGUUCAUCAUCGUCCCCUUCAUGGAGUUCCUGCUUCCUGUAGCAUUGAAGCUCUUCCCCAACAUGCUGCCGUCCACCUUCGAGACUCAGUCGAAGAAGGAGGAGAGGUUGAAAAAGGAACUGAGGGUCAAGCUGGAGAUGGCUAAGUUCUUGCAGGACACCAUCGAGGAGAUCGCUCUGCGUAACAAGGUGGCCCAAGGCAAUGUGACGGAGGAGUUCUCCACCUUUUUCCAGAAGAUCCGUGACUCCGGAGAGCGUCCCAGUAACGAGCAGAUCAUCCGGUUCUCCAAACUGUUUGAGGAUGAGCUGACUCUGGACAACCUGACCCGACCUCAGCUGGUGGCACUCUGCCGUCUGCUGGAGCUCCAGUCCAUCGGGACCAACAACUUCCUCCGUUUCCAGCUCAUCAUGAAGCUGAGGGCCAUCCGCGCCGAUGAUAAGCUGAUUGCAGAAGAGGGAGUGGAGAGCCUCAACGUGAACGAGGUGCAAGCUGCCUGUCGUGUCAGAGGGAUGAGAUCUCUCGGAGUCACAGAGGAGCGACUGAGAGAGCAGCUCGUCCAGUGGCUGGAGCUGCAUCUGAACCAGCAGAUCCCCACCUCUCUGCUGCUGCUGAGUCGAGCCAUGUUCUUGCCCGACACCCUGUCACCUGCCGACCAGCUGAAAUCCACACUGCAGACGCUUCCUGAGAUGGUGACGAAGGAGGCCCAGUUAAUGGUGGCAGAGAUGGAGCUCUCUAAAGUGGACAAUAAGUCCAAACUGGAGGCCACGCUGAAGGAGGAAGCCGUCAUACGCCAGGACAACAAAGACAGAGAGAUGGAGAGGCUGGCUGACGCUGCAGAGAAGGCUGCACGGGACAGUGAGUUGGAGCUGGAAGCAGAGAAAGUCAAGCUCGGCAAAGCGGAUGCAGAGCCGGUGUUGGUCGACAUAGCUGAGAAACUGAGAGACCCAGCUCCUGUCAUCGAGGGAAUCAAGGGCGAGGAGAUCACCAAAGAAGAGAUCGACAUGUUGAGUGAUGCCUGCUCGAAGCUGAAGGAGCAGAGGAGGCUGUUUACUCUGGAGAAAGAAGAGCUGGAGGAGCUGAAGGAUGACGUCCAGGAGUACAACGAGGAUCUGGAGGAGAUAAAGAAGGAGCUUUCUAAGACCGGUCAGGAGAAAGCACUGGAGGAAUCAAAGGCGAGCCAGCGUUUGUCUAAGAGAGUGAACCACAUGAUCGGACGCAUCGACAAGAUCAUCGGGGAGCUGGAGAAGGACAAAGUCACCCUGGACGGACAAAUCGACAGUGGAACCAGCCCACCUGUUGGUCUGUUCUACACCUUUAGGGAGAACCUCAUCAGCAUCGACGAGCUGAUCAACAUCAUGCGGCAGAUCCAGAACAUUCCAGAGCACAAGCUGCAGAGCAUCGCCGAGGCGCUCGACGACAACAAGGACGGCAAGAUCGACAUCGACAACGUCAUCAAAGUGGUGGAACUGAUCGACAAAGAGGACAUCGACAUCUCGACCACACAGGUGGCCGACAUCAUGGUGAUGCUGCAGAAGGAGGAGAAGCUGAUUGAGAAGGAAAAGGCCAAAGAGAAGGCGGAAAAGGAACAGGCAGCCACACUCAACAGCUAACUCAAACUCUCAAGCUUAACUCAUGCAGCACUUGUACAAAGUGAGGAGUUUUGUGGCUGGUACCCGGUCACAGAAAAACAGAAAAGACAACAAAUCGUUCCGGAUAAAACUGGUGAAGUCGAGCAAGUCGGGAGGUAACAGCUGCCUUCUCUUAAAAAAAAAAAAAGAAGCUAUUUCACCAGAAAUUCAGCGCUGAUAAAAUUAAGGAGAAAAAAAAAGAAAAAAAGGCUUUAUAUGGCCUUUAAAUGCACAAAAACAAACUUAAAUUUCUAUCAUGUUAAUCUCUACUGGACUGAUCAUGUAAUAUAUGUUAUUUGGGUUUGUGUAAUUUUACUAAAUUAUUUAUUCACACAGGGAACACAAUGACAUGAAACUGUGGUUGUUCUCGCACCUUGAAGAGUUGGCAAAAGGAGAGAAAUUGAUCAGAAAUUAUGUUUUUGGGAAAAUAAUAUUAUGAUUAUUAUUAUUAUUAUUAUUAAGGAGACACUUUGUGUAAGAUUGAGGUGAACCGUCUUUGCCUUUAAUUUCAUUCAUUCAUUCAUUCAUUCAUUCAUGUCAUCAUCUCAGAGAAAUGAGAAAAAAUCAUUUCUGGAGUUUGCACAGUUAAAAAAAAAAAAAUCAUUGUCAUCACUGUCAUUCCACUCAGUUUGUUUUCCUCUUUGAUUUUUAUUUAUCCAUCAAACUACCCAUUUUGUAAACUACCUUUUUUUUUUUUUUUUGCCCCUAAAUUGUACUUGGACAGGUAGCUAAAUGGAUGUAGGAUGUUUUAAAAUAGUGGCAUCAACCAAAGACAUUAUUAAUAAUCACUGACUAUAUUAAACUAACACAACAAAA
Molecule: messenger RNA, 3249 nt
Organism: Scomber japonicus (chub mackerel)
Lineage: Eukaryota; Metazoa; Chordata; Actinopteri; Scombriformes; Scombridae
Gene: letm1
Product: leucine zipper-EF-hand containing transmembrane protein 1
Exons: 15
Coding region: 58-2415 (785 amino acids)
Biological process (GO): intracellular monoatomic cation homeostasis
Cellular component (GO): mitochondrial inner membrane
Molecular function (GO): calcium ion binding; ribosome binding
Source: RefSeq, a predicted model, not a curated record